AUGUCCAGUUGGCUAGCGUUUUUCGGGUUGAAAAAGAUCGAGGAGGAGGAGGACGAUGCAGUAAAAAAUGAUUUGGCGCAAGAAUCGACGACUGUAAUAAGCACGCCGGAUGUACCGCAGUUGGACGAAGAUCAGAGAGCUCAUAUCAAAGAGGUGCUUCGCCGAGCUGAACACUCGCAAAAGGAAGCAAAAAUAAUACUUGAUACGACAAAUUUGCGUAAAUUGCGCGACUUACCAUUUCGUGGGACCAUCGAUGAAAACGAAGAAUUUUUUACAGUUGAGGAUGAAAGCUUUCUUGUGCAAAUGGACUCACUUCCAGAAAGUAAAGAUUUCCUUUUUUUUUUCAUCCGCAUAUUUUUUGUAAUUGCGCUGUUGCGCCCAUAUCCCAACAAUACAAAGGCGCAUCUCAGUUUUGGACUCUUUUGCUCAACAUUGUGCGUUUGCUUUAAGUGGCAUCUCUCCUGA
This is a messenger RNA of Gongylonema pulchrum, 465 nucleotides long. Lineage: Eukaryota; Metazoa; Nematoda; Chromadorea; Rhabditida; Gongylonematidae. The record is from the annotation of a GenBank genome assembly.